AUGGCAUCUGAAGAUAUCCGUAGAAUCAUUGUAGAUGAUGAAAGGCCAAAGUGGGAUAAUAAAGUCCAAUAUCUUUUAAGCUGCAUUGGAUUUGCCGUAGGCUUUGGAAAUGUAUGGCGCUUUCCAUACUUGUGCCAGACCUAUGGUGGAGGGGCAUUCUUAAUUCCAUAUGUCAUCGCGCUUUUCUUGGAAGGAAUCCCAAUAUUUCAUCUUGAACUGGCCAUAGGACAACGCUUGAGAAAAGGCAGCAUUGGAGUCUGGACUCAGAUCUCACCUUAUCUGGGAGGACUUGGUUACGCUUCUAUGACAGUGGCUUUCUUAGUGAGCGUCUAUUACAAUAUGAUUUUGGCCUGGGUAAUGUGGUAUUUUGCCAACUCUUUCAGAGAACCCUUACCUUGGAGUUCUUGUCCACAAGAUGUCAGCAAACCAGAACUCACCGAAGAAUGUUUCCAAAGCACUGCAUCCAGUUUUUUUUGGUAUAGACACACUUUAAAUAUAAGCCCAGACAUCACAGAGAGUGGUCCAUUACUGUGGUGGUUGGUUCUAUGCUUGGCCAUUUGCUGGAUAAUUGUGUUUAUCUGUACAGUCCGAGGAAUUAAAUCAACUGGAAAGGCGAUAUAUGUUACAGCCACAUUUCCUUACCUCAUGCUGACGAUUUUCCUUUUUAAUGGACUGACUCUUCCCGGAGCUAGUGAAGGGCUGAUCUACCUCUUCACUCCUGAUGUGACCAUCCUCAAAAAUCCAUAUGCGUGGCUUGACGCUGCCACACAGAUUUUCUAUUCUCUUUCUUUAGCAUUUGGGGGACACAUCACAUAUGCAAGCUACAACCCGCAAAAAAAUGACUGUGAAAAGGAUGCUAUUGUGAUUGCAGUGGUGAACAGCCUGACGUCUAUGUAUGCCUCAAUCCCAGUUUUUUCUGUUCUGGGGUUCAAAGCUACAAUGAACUAUUGGGACUGCUUGGAUAGCAAUAUUAAAGACCUCAUGAAUGAAUUUAAUCUGGGGCAGAAAAACUUCACAAGAGACAACUAUGCCAUUUGGCUUGAGUCCCUGAAGGCGUUAUCUUCGCAAAGAGUGGCUGCACUCAGACUGAAAAAAUGUGAUCUUCAACGUUUCCUGGAUGAGGGUGCUUCUGGAACCGGCUUGGCCUUUAUUACGUUCACGGAAGCCGUCAUUCGGAUACCUGGAGCCCAAGCUUGGUCGAUUCUGGUUUUUAUCAUGCUAUUCACUCUGGGCCUUUCAUCUAUGUUUGGACUCAUUCAAAGUAUCUUGACAUGUUUCACAGAGUUCCGCAUUAUGUCUAAGUACUUUCCCAAAGAGGCUGUAUGUGGUAUGAUAUGCUUUGCCUCCUUUUUGCUGGGUCUGUGCUUUACUCUGAGAUCAGGGAGCUACUGGCUUGAGGUGUUUGACAACUAUGCAGCGGCCAUACCUCUGUUGAUCAUUGCUUUCUUUGAAGUGAUUGGAGUUGUCUUUAUUUACGGAAUGAAAAGGUUCUGUGAUGAUGUGGCAUGGAUGACGGGACGGCAACCAAAUUUGUACUGGAAGGCAUCAUGGCAAUUCAUCAGUCCUGUAUUAAUGUUCACAGUAUUUUUGGCCUGCUUAGCUGUUCAGAAGCCCCCAAGCUACAAUGCAUGGAACCCUAACUAUGAAGAUUUUCCGGCAAAAGAGCUGAAAAUUUAUCCUAAGUGGGUUGUGUUCAUCUGUGUCAUGCUGGCAACCGUACCAUGUCUAUUCAUCCCAUUUGGAGCCAUUUACCGUUUUGGGAAAGUUGUGCUGAAAAAGAAGGAGAAGCAAGUGCUACAUCCUUCUAGCAACUUUGUGACCAAAUGA
Molecule: messenger RNA, 1827 nt
Organism: Elgaria multicarinata webbii
Lineage: Eukaryota; Metazoa; Chordata; Lepidosauria; Squamata; Anguidae
Product: sodium-dependent neutral amino acid transporter B(0)AT3-like
Exons: 12
Coding region: 1-1827 (608 amino acids)
Biological process (GO): sodium ion transmembrane transport
Cellular component (GO): plasma membrane
Source: RefSeq, a predicted model, not a curated record